CUCGUCCAGGUGGUUUUUGCCUCGGAAUUGCCCGGCGUUUACGUCGUUCUUGCAUAGAUUUGGAUUAUCCUUUUGAAACAGUAAGGCUGGUCUUGUGUUUCUCAUGGAGAAGAGCGGGCUGUAAUUAUAAACAGAUGCAAGCCAAGAGCAUUGUUUUGGGCAGGAAUAAACCUGCUCAUUUGGAUCUCUCUUGUAAGUUUCUUAGUGUCACCACCUUAAGAUUCUUCUUUUAAGGGAAAUUUUUAAAUCGUCAGAACUGCUGUAGGUUGCCGCAGGGCCUGUUCUGUAUUUUUCUGAUUUAGAGUAAUCCUCUACUUCAUGGAUACAUAUGGAUACAUAUAUACGGAUAUAUGCUUGGCUUUGACUUAAUCCAGCAGUACUGUCUAUGUAAUGCAAACGGUUACAGUUACGUUUAGCCUGUUUCCUUCUGUGUCACCAAUUUAUUGGUAUUUAAAUCGUCUUUACAGCAGGGUAUUUGCAGGCAUUCAUUUGAAAUCCUUUGCCCUAUAAUGCUUUCUGUUUCAUUCCAUAAAAAAAGUUAGGCACUAAUCAUUGAAACUCAGCCUCAGUUUCAGUGAGCUCAUAUCAAAAGUAAAUUGGGUUGUGGACUCUAGGCAGUUGUGUCACAAAACCACUUCAGGAAGCGCUGUUAAUGCUGGGGAAGAGAAGGUAGGCACCUUGAGAUUACUGCAGUUGGACCUGCUUGUACCCCUCAAUCCUAGAAAAUGACCAGAGAAGAGAUACUAGAGAUAGAGACAGGGGAGUCUGGCCUUUGCUUUUAUUCUUGCCAUUGUAAACAAGGUGUGUGAUCUCGGACACACUCUCCCUUGCCUUGAUUUCUGUCUUGAAUCAAGUCACAUAAAAUAGGGAUGUUUUAUAAAAUCAGGUAUUUCAAAGGACUUCGAAACAUUCAGAUAAAUUAUAAUGAAAUUAAAGUAAUUUAUAUCUUUAAAUUCAUGUAAGAGUAACAUACUCUAUAUGAAAGAGGAGCAGUUCAGCAUUUGCCAUGCUCUAAUUCCAGUGAAGAGUGGUAGGUCUGUGUAACAAAGUGCUUUGUAACAGAGGGGGAGUACUUGUUCCCAGUUCUUCAAAUCCGUACAAGUAGAGACAUGUCUGUUGCUUCAGCUGAAUGACAGUCUGACAUACCCAGCAAAUGGAACCAGUGCAAAAAUGUAAAGUAAUGAGUGUUUCUAGGAUAAUUCUUUUCCUAUCAUUUUAAUGUGAAUCAUGGUUUGUUUGAGAAAGCCACAACAAUUGCAGGAUUAAGUAAACAAAUAAAAUAGGAAAAAUGGCCAGCUCUUCAUAGCCCCACAUUUAGAAAAUAUGUAGAAUUUCUCUGUGCAUAGGAAAUGUAUCUAAUCACCACUCUUUGUUCUUAAUUCCCAUCUUCCUAGAAGUUUUCUAUCCAGUAUGGAAAUUACAGUAGCUGCUGCAUUUAGCAGGACUGAAAAUACAGUUUUUAAGCUGAGUAUGUAUCAGCUUGGGGACAGCUUGUCCUGUGGGGCCAGUUGUGCCAGUCCUUGUUAAGGUCCUAAACAAGGAAACUCCAUUUGUAGCCUCAGUGUCACCACCAGUGAGAUUUUGCUGUCGGUGGCCUUUAAAGGGGAAAUAGGAACCAGACAAUUCACAGUGAGCCCAGCAGCAUCAGCAUGAAGCCUCUUAGACUGGAACUUGGAAUAAGAAUUCCUAGACCACUGGGACACGGACCAAGCAGAUUCAUCCCUGAGAAGGAGACAAUUCAGGUGGGAAAGGAGGACGCCACGAUGCACACACUGUUUGCUGAGUCUUUUGCCACGCUGGGCCGACUGGACAAUGUCACCUUGGUGAUGGUUUUCCACCCGCAGUAUCUGGAAAGCUUUCUAAAAACUCAGCACUAUCUCCUGCAGAUGGAUGGCCCGCUCCCGCUCCAUUACCGACACUACAUCGGGAUAAUGGCUGCAGCACGACAUCAGUGCUCUUACCUUGUUAACCUUCAUGUGAAUGACUUCCUUCAUGUCGGUGGAGACCCUAAAUGGUUGAAUGGUCUGGAAAACGCACCUCAAAAAUUGCAAAACUUAGGAGAACUGAACAAAAUGUUGGCUCACCGACCCUGGCUUAUCACCAAGGAACAUAUCGAGCAACUUUUGAAGACUGAAGAGAACAGCUGGUCCCUGGCAGAGCUGAUUCAUGCAGUCGUUCUCCUUACACACUACCACUCCCUUGCUUCCUUCACGUUUGGCUGUGGGAUCAGCCCAGAGAUCGACUGUGAAGGGGGUCACACCUUCAGGCCCCCCUCUGUCAGUAACUAUUGCAUAUGUGAUAUAACAAAUGGUUACCACGGGGUGGAUGAAAUCCAUGCCAGCCAAGCUGGAAGUAUUCCAUCUACAGAGUCUGUCUGUGAAGUUGAAGCUCUUAUGGAGAAAAUGAAGCAGCUGCAGGAGUGCAGAGAUGAAGAGGAAGCCAGCCAAGAAGAGAUGGCCACACGUUUUGAAAGAGAGAAGAGAGAAAGCAUGUUUGUGUGCUCUUCAGAAGAUGAAGAAUCUGCAGCAACAAGAGAUGUGUCUCGUCACUUUGAGGAUACCAGCUAUGGUUACAAAGACUUCUCCAGACACGGAAUGCACGUGCCCACCUUUCGUGCUCAGGAUUAUUCCUGGGAAGACCAUGGCUAUUCCUUGGUUAAUCGUCUCUAUCCAGAUGUGGGACAACUACUUGAUGAGAAGUUCCAUAUUGCUUAUAAUCUGACUUACAACACAAUGGCCAUGCACAAAGAUGUGGAUACCUCAAUGCUUAGACGAGCUAUUUGGAACUAUAUUCAUUGUAUGUUUGGAAUAAGAUACGAUGAUUAUGACUAUGGUGAAAUUAAUCAGUUGUUGGACCGCAGCUUUAAAGUUUAUAUCAAGACCGUGGUUUGCACUCCUGAAAAGACCACAAAAAGAAUGUAUGAUAGCUUCUGGAGACAGUUUGAACACUCUGAGAAGGUCCAUGUAAAUUUGCUUCUGGUAGAAGCUCGGAUGCAAGCCGAACUACUUUAUGCUCUGAGAGCUAUUACUCGCUAUAUGACCUGAUGUCUCUGGCUGCCUGUCGACGUUGGAAUGUUCUGCAGCUGCAGUAUGGCAGAGGAAGAUACGAAGCCUCAGGACCAACAGUAGCUAUAAGUUAAGAUGCCCAUUGUGCCAUAACUCCUUUAGUUUCAGCUAUUUCCAUGUUUGGAAUAUCAUUGCUGCCACUGGGCAGCGAACGCUUGGCAGUUGACAGACAGGGUUGUGCAGAAGUGCUGCCUGCUCAUGGUAUUUUGGCUUUAGAUAGCCCAGGACAUUCUCUGAACUUGUGGCAAUAUAGCAAACCAUAGAUACAUAGAUCUUGUGUUAAGGCAAAUACUGCGGGAGUCGGAGCACGAAAAAAACGAGACUUGAUGACAUUUGCUUUCCCUACGAGAAUAAUUUUAGAAAAUCUUGAUGCUGCUAUUUGUGCAGGUGGAGUGAACAGACCCAGGCUGUUCCAGUUGAGCUAGAAGUGAAAGUGAGCACUGCUAUUGUCUGAGCCUUUACUGUGUGUGGUUUCAAAAAAGCCUUGUUAUUUAGAUUCCCUGUUUAAUCAGAACUAAACCUCCUCUGUCCACACUGAUAAUUUGAAAGAUAGCAGUCAAUUUUCUCAACUAGUUUAGCCUUAAAAACAGGAUGUUUGUUCAGCAUUAUUUCGUGAGCUCAAAUGUGCAAUGGUCUUCCUAUGGAAAGAAGGGGACUGGAGUCCUCAGAGCUUCUUAGAGAUCUACCUACACAAAGCGUUGAGUAGCUUCUUGUCCUCCUUUUCAUGGAUGAACCAAGAAGGAGCUAGGACAAGGUGUGGGAAUGUUGUUCUAGACUGCCAAACAGUCCUACUGUAUUACAUGCCCAACGCUGGUCUUAAUGAUUUUUGCAGUUGCUUAAAUAACUAGGCUAAAAAACAUCUAUUUUUAGUAAAUCAAAACAUGAUUUAAAUGCUGACAUUUAAUAUACAGUGGUUUUGGAGAACACAUGAAUACUUUUGUAUGAGUGUGAAUUGCUUUUUAAAUUUGUCAGUAUUACUGGUAUUUUUGAAAUAAAGGUAACAACUUUUUCUCUUGGUGUU
Sturnus vulgaris (Common starling) is the source of this 4086-nucleotide messenger RNA. RefSeq names its product sestrin 1 (gene SESN1). NCBI's taxonomy places the organism in Eukaryota, Metazoa, Chordata, Aves, Passeriformes, Sturnidae. Gene Ontology annotation, molecular function: oxidoreductase activity, acting on peroxide as acceptor; L-leucine binding. Gene Ontology annotation, biological process: cellular response to leucine starvation; cellular response to L-leucine; positive regulation of macroautophagy. The record is from RefSeq and is a predicted model, not a curated record. Gene Ontology annotation, cellular component: nucleus.